AUUUUCUCCCUCUCACCACAUAAAACUAAUACACCUCACAAUUUCUCAAUCGACACAAAGAUAUCAAAAUAAAAAAAAAAGUAAAUCUAAGCCUCUAAUCUUCAUCAUGGCUUCAGUAACCUCAGCCACCGUCGCAAUCCCAUCGUUCACCGGUCUCAAAUCAACAAUCUCCAAACCCUCCGCCGUCGUUAGAAUCCCCACCAAGGCGGCAACAUCAUCAUCGAAGCUCACCGUUAAGUCAUCACUUAAGAGAUUCGGAGUCGCGGCCGUAGCGGCUGCAGCUUCCAUCGCUUUGGCUGGAAACGCCAUGGCGAUAGAUGUUCUCUUGGGAUCAGGAGAGGGAGCGUUAGCUUUCGUUCCCAACGAGUUCACAAUAGCGAAAGGGGAGAAGAUUGUGUUCAAGAACAAUGCUGGAUUCCCACACAAUGUUGUGUUCGAUGAGGAUGAGAUCCCAAGUGGUGUUGACGCGAGCAAGAUCUCCAUGGACGAGCAAGAUCUACUCAACGCUGCCGGAGAGACGUACGAGGUUGCCUUGACUGAGCCUGGGACCUACAGCUUCUAUUGUGCGCCGCAUCAGGGUGCUGGUAUGGUCGGUAAAGUCACCGUUAACUAAAUAAAAUGUGAGUGAAGUGAAAGAGUGUCUCUGAACCAAAGUAGAGGCUUUUCUGUCAGUCUUACAUAAAGGUGUUUUUGUAAUUCUAAAGAGUGUUGAAUCGAAUGGACCCCGUGAUUGUUAUAGUAUGACUGGUUGGUUCUAUAAAUGGUUUUUCUUGGUUUAUAAAUUAUAUGUAGACUUAUGUCUCGCCAUCAAAGUUUUCGGAGUAUUAAAAAUAA
Brassica oleracea var. oleracea is the source of this 834-nucleotide messenger RNA. RefSeq names its product plastocyanin-like. Bases 107 to 613 code for a protein of 168 amino acids. The record is from RefSeq and is a predicted model, not a curated record. NCBI's taxonomy places the organism in Eukaryota, Viridiplantae, Streptophyta, Magnoliopsida, Brassicales, Brassicaceae. Gene Ontology annotation, cellular component: chloroplast thylakoid lumen. The transcript has a single exon. Gene Ontology annotation, molecular function: copper ion binding.